UUAUGAAUUGGCAUUCAAUAUAGGAAAUAUAUUUAAAAUACAAUUGAUAAUAAUCAAGAAAUUUUUAUAUUUCUUGUACAAGCUAAUAAUUUUCCAAAUGAUCGUUCUUUCUUAAGUCCAGUUAUAUGUUAUUCGUCGUUAUUGUAUAUAACGAAGAAAUCGUUGAUCGACUCAUUGCGACAUAUAAUUACGAGUUAUCUGCCUUUAGUGGUGUUUUCGGAUCGUCUACUUUCAAUUAAGCGUCAUUCGUUCUAAUUAUCCCGUUAAUUAAUCCAAUUAAGAGUUAUUUGCUCUUGGUACUCUAUAUUCUUAACAUGUUUUUGCGAACGGAAUUAGAAAUGAUAACGUUUUAUUUCCUGCAAUAAUUUUAAGAAUCGAUAUUGAAACAAUAACAUUAUAAAAUAAUAUGUACGAGUCAUUUAUCAAUGGUUGAUAAUUUAUAUUAUAAUUUUAUAGCGAGGAAUGUGGUAAAGUGAAGCUUUGAAAAAAGAAGUGUACAAAUUUCAAAAUUUCCAAUCGAUACAGACGUUAAAUAUACUUUAUUAAUUUCCUUUGUUUUCGAUUUUUUUUUUUUUUUUUUUUUUUAGAUUAACUAAUUAUUUGCAAAGAAUUAAAAUUGCAUACGUUUAAAAAUCCAUAUUUUCCGUUCCAUGUAUAUUUGACCUAUUUCUAAUAAAAACGUAAAAAAAAAAAAAACAAAAAAAGAAAAAAAAAAAGAAAAAAUCUAUUAUAUUCUAUUCUAUUGUUACUUGAGAUAUGUGAGUAUUGAGCAAAUAAAACAAACUGAAAACAAGCUCAAACGGAAAUAGCAAAGAGAAACUAGUAUUAAAGCUAUGCAGGUUUUUGGCAACUAAAAUCAAAGAUCGUAAACUACCGCUAUAAUUUCAGCACUAAAAUCGUUGCCAAAGGAAGAGAGAAAAAGGGAAGGAGAGUGAAAGAGAGAGGUAGAGAGUGAGAGAGAGAGAGAGAGAGAGAGAGAGAGAGAGAGAGAGAGAGAACAUACUUAUAUAUAAUACAUAGCAUUUGAGCACGUGGGAAUAUAUGUAUUUCUCGAACAGGUCGCGUAGAAGAUCGUGUGUAAUGUCGUGUGUAAUGUUGCAAAAUUGCACUGAGCUUGAUUAGGUGUAUUUGAACACGCGAUCCCUACGAGCUACUUCCACGGUCGAUUGAUUAAAUACUCGCAUUCGUUUGGCCGUCCGCAUGCGAAAGUAGGCUUCUACUCGACAAUGUCAACAAGCUAUAUUGAUUUUCAUUUUGACAAAAAUGGAAUCGUUUGGAUCUAAAAAAAUUAAAGAAAACGAUCAGAUUUUAGCAUUUCGAAAAAAUACAAAAAUUUGAAUUCGUCGACAUUUCGUGCGAAAUCACAAGCGCGUGCGCACACACUUGUCCUGUUACAGGCGUAAAAUUUAAAUUUAAUUCAUAUAUUUAUAAAAUAUUCGACCCACGUUCUAACGAUUUUUUUUUAUUUCCCCCUUUUUUUUUCUUUUUUUUUUUUUCUUUUUUCUUUUCUUUUUUAUUAUAUAGAUCAAACUGAAAUAUGGAGCUUUUGGUACCAACAGUUUCAGAUAUCAUUUUCAAAUAUACCUGGUCUAUUGCAAAUUAUAAGAAAACUAUUUCGAAAAGUAGCUCGAUUGAUAGUCCAUCUUUUGAAUUGAACGUAAAUGGUAUUCAAAGUACAUGGAAUUUAUCUAUUAGAUUUUGGAAAGGACCCGAAGACGUAUGUUUCCUGGCUAAUAGGCAAGAGAAUCAAAAAUCCAGUAGUAUUGUGUUUGAAUAUAUUGAAUUGCAUCGUGAAGGAGGCUGAACAAGUAAAAAUACGUUUUCAAUUUGCUGUAUUCAAUGCCAAUGUUAAACAUUGGGAAUAUUGCCAUGUUAGCAGAACCAUAUUGGAAUUAAAAUCAAAUAGUAAUAUUAUUUCACUUGGCUAUAGAGAUUUGUCCAUCGUUGACAGACACCUGAAGAAAAAUGGCGAGAUCGACUUGAUGGUAAAAAUACAAAUAGUACAAUGUGAAAGUGAAAAACAUAAUUUGUCACAGGAUAUGGCUAGAUUAUUGAAAUAUUCACGUACAGCUGACACUAAACUAAUUUGUGGUGGAUUGGCUGGCAUAGAAAUACCAGUACACAGUAGCAUAAUAACUGCUCGUAGCAAAGUUCUAGCAGAAAUGUUAUCUCCUGUAUCCGUUUAUCCAAUAAAAACUGAGUUGGAAAGAAUUGAAAAUAACGAAUUGGAAAGAGAUGAAGAACAAAAAGGAUAUAAGGAAGAUCAAUAUCUAUAUUCAUUGGAAUUAUUAGACAUUUCUAAGGACACAACGGAAGAACUUCUACGUUAUAUUUACAGUGAUCAUGUCGAUAAUUUGGAUAAUCUUGCAUCUCAAUUGUUAUGUUUGGCAGAACGUUUUUGUUUACAAGGUUUAAAAGAACUUUGUGAAAGGAAUUUAAUAGAAACUAUAACUCCAUAUAAUAUAGCUAAUCGAUUGUUAUUAGCAGAUGAAUUUGGUUGUGAAGUAUUGAAAAGAGCUAGCUUGGCUUAUUGCGAAGAAAAUUUAACAGUACUUAAUAAAAGUUUAGCUUGGAAAAUGAUGGAACAAAUGAAUCCUGAAUUAUUUAAUGAAGUUUGCGAUGCUGGAAUGGGAAGUUCUAGAUCUAGUAACAUAGAUGAUAGUGAACUGAGUAAUUAAAUUUAUUCUAUUAUUCUAAUUCAAUGGAUAAGUUUAAGUGAUAAUACUUAUGGUUAUUACUUAAACUGUUGAUUUUUUUUUAAGAUGAUUUCAUCAUUUU
Vespa crabro (European hornet) is the source of this 2778-nucleotide messenger RNA. RefSeq names its product speckle-type POZ protein B-like. The coding region runs from base 1662 to 2678 and encodes 338 amino acids. The transcript has 5 exons. The record is from RefSeq and is a predicted model, not a curated record. Gene Ontology annotation, biological process: proteasome-mediated ubiquitin-dependent protein catabolic process; regulation of proteolysis. Gene Ontology annotation, molecular function: ubiquitin protein ligase binding. Gene Ontology annotation, cellular component: nucleus; cytoplasm. NCBI's taxonomy places the organism in Eukaryota, Metazoa, Arthropoda, Insecta, Hymenoptera, Vespidae.